Messenger RNA from Cyprinodon tularosa, 3143 nucleotides. It is a transcript of the gene rnf19b, whose product is annotated as ring finger protein 19B. NCBI's taxonomy places the organism in Eukaryota, Metazoa, Chordata, Actinopteri, Cyprinodontiformes, Cyprinodontidae. Gene Ontology annotation, biological process: protein polyubiquitination; ubiquitin-dependent protein catabolic process; positive regulation of proteasomal ubiquitin-dependent protein catabolic process. The coding region runs from base 732 to 2882 and encodes 716 amino acids. The record is from RefSeq and is a predicted model, not a curated record. Gene Ontology annotation, cellular component: ubiquitin ligase complex; cytoplasm. The transcript is spliced from 10 exons. Gene Ontology annotation, molecular function: zinc ion binding; ubiquitin conjugating enzyme binding; ubiquitin protein ligase activity.
GGUGACGUCAUCGGCAGGGUUUUCCUCCUCGCGGGGCGGCAGUGAGCUCAGAGAUUAUAGCCCCAGAUUAGCGCUGCUGUGCCGGAGCGCAGGAAGCCCGGAGACCGCCUCAAACCGCCAGCAAACCCCGCAGCAGAGGCCCCGUCCUCCGAGGAGCUCAGACCCGCUGCUGGUGGAUAAAGGAGCGGAGGAGGAGCCGCUCCUCAGCCUCUGCGGAGGAACACAUCCGCCGCUGGAGGGAGAGGAGCGUUCAGAGAAGCCGGCAUUCAGCAACAGCAGCAGGAGAGGAUCAGACGCCCUGGACUCGGCAGAGAGGACAAAAAGAUCCAUUCCAGAGGAGAUACAUCCAUCAAACGGGGAUUUUCAGGAUUUUUAUGGCUCUGUGUUUUUGUAGGUGUGACUGAAUGAAGCUGACUUUGUAUUUUUGAAAUAGAGCUUUUCUCUUCCUCUCUUCUCUCUUUGUGAAACUUUAGACGGUCGGUCUGAGAGACAGAGGCAGCUGAAGGGAAUUUUUUUUUUUUUCCCAGGCUUCACUUGCGUCACUCCUUUCGAUUUCUGUUUGUGUUAUCUCUCUCUGCCCUUUCCUGAUGAUGUUUGGUUUCUCAUGAAAGCACGAGGAGGAGUUUCUUAAGAGUCUGAGCCUGAAAACACUUUCACUUCAGCUCUACCAGGGAACAUACCGGACUCUGUGUCCCUUUGUGGGAAGUUUAAGGAGGAAUAAAAAAAGGAAAAUGGGCUCAGAAAAGGGCUCUGAGUCUCCUCAUUCAUCAGUCAGCAGCGUUCCCAACCCUAAGUGCCGAGCAGCUGGGAAACGCCAGGGCCGUAUCUCCUUCCACAGCCUCUUCCACAGCAAGAGGGGCUCUCGGAGUGGAAGGGGCCCCAAAGGAGGAGCGGCCACUCCUUUAACUCAUCAUCAUCAUCAUCAGCCGCUGCCUUCAGCCUUGAGUUCAACGCCAACCGCAGCCUCCGCCACGACCACCACAGCAGUUACAAACAGUAAGGAUGCAGCCUCAAGCACCCCCUCCAAGCCGCUCUCCUCCAGCCAGCCGUCCCUCAGGGGAGCCGCCGCAUCCGGGGAACCCAACCUCCUGGAGUGCCCGCUGUGCCUGGUGCGCCAGCCCGCCGAGCAGCUGCCCGAGCUGCUGGGCUGCAGCCACCGCUCCUGCCUCUGCUGCCUGCGGCAGUACCUCCGCAUCGAGAUCACCGAGAGCCGCGUCCAGCUCAGCUGCCCCGAGUGCGCCGAGAGGCUGGCCCCGCGGCAGGUGGCCGACAUCCUGGACGACGCCGCCCUGCUGGACAAGUACGAGGAGUUCCUGCUGAGGAGGUGCCUCGCCUCUGACCCGGACUGCAGAUGGUGCCCGGCGCCCGAUUGUGGGUUUGCAGUCAUCGCCUCAGGCUGUGCCAGCUGUCCCAGACUGGUGUGUCGGAGAGAAGGCUGCGGCGCAGAGUUUUGCUACCAUUGCAAACAGGCAUGGCACCCCAACCAGACCUGUGACUCGGCCCGCCAACAGAGGGCGCAGUCCCUGCACACCCACAGCGGCCACUCGCCCAGCUACACACAGGAACAGGGUCCCGCCGACGACAUCAAACCCUGCCCACGCUGCGGCGCCUACAUCAUCAAGAUGAACGACGGCAGCUGCAAUCACAUGACCUGCGCCGUCUGCGGCUGCGAGUUCUGCUGGCUUUGCAUGAAGGAGAUCUCCGACCUGCACUACCUCAGUCCAUCUGGCUGCACCUUCUGGGGGAAGAAGCCUUGGAGCAGGAAGAAGAAGAUCUUGUGGCAACUGGGAACGCUGAUCGGAGCUCCGGUGGGAAUCACCCUGAUCGCGGGCAUCGCCGUUCCCGCCAUGGUCAUCGGAAUCCCGGUUUACGUCGGCCGAAAGAUCCACGCCCACUACGAGCUGAAGAAGGCUUCCCGCCACAGAAGGAACCUUGCCAUCACGGGGGGCGUGGCCCUGUCUGUCAUCACCGCCCCCGUCAUCGCAGCCGUCAGCGUCGGUAUCGGCGUUCCCAUCAUGCUGGCCUACGUCUACGGCGUCGUCCCCAUCUCGCUGUGCAGAGGAGGCGGCUGCGGCGUCAGCAGGGGGAAGGGCCGCGGCGUGCGAAUCGACUUUGAUGAAGACGACGGUCCGAUCACAGUGGCGGACGCCUGGCGAGCCCUGAAGUCUCCGAGCCGCGGAGAGAGCAGCCUUGACGGAGCGGUGAGCGGUCUGAGCACCACGUCCCCCAGCGAGGGGCUCUCUGUGGCCCCUGGGAACCUGGGAGACACUCCACACUUCAACACGCUGGCCGGCGGGGCUCUGGGGACCCGAACCAGCAAGUACAGCAGGUUGGAGGUUCAACCCGGCGAACUUAACAAGGAAUCGGCCCAGAGAGAGACGGGAAGCUUGGGAGCAGGAAGCGACUGCGCCAGCACCCGGGGAAUAGCCGGAUCCAUCAUCUCCUCCUACACCUUACCUGACAGGGACUGCACCAACCUGGAGAUCCAGGUGGACAUCGAGACCAAACCCAGCCAUCUCUGCCUGACCAGCGAGGAGGACCUGACUCCACAGCCAGGCUCUGCUGCCAUGGCGACUGCCUCCGGAGGGGAGGAGCCUCAGGACUGCAGCUCCAGAAGGGGCGGGGCUCUGUCCUGCUCGCCCGGGGCGUCGAUCAGGGAGGGGCUCAGAGACGUCACCCUGGCUCAGCCGGAGAGCAUCCGCAGCGACCUGGAGAUGUCGGACACUCAGUCGGACGACAUCGCCGAGCUGACGUCGGACGACUGCGACUCGCCUCACCUGAAGAGCUGCCAGCAGCUGCAGCCUCCCUCCUGCAGGCUCCUGAACCCCCCCGCCGACGGCCUUCACUGUCCCGCGGACAGCAACGUCAUCCUGUAUGUCUGAGAGGGGCGACGCUCUCAGGAUUGCACACGAACUGAUGAACUCACCUUGGAACCUUGUUUUCCUCCCUCCGGUCGUUUCUCUUCAGCUGCUUUAAUGUCUGAAACGCAGACAGCGUUUGUCUUAUCGAUCUACUGGCCAGCCUCCUUUUCUGAGUGAGCGGUCAGGGUUCUACCUCUCCCAUUUGUUGUUUACUCCUCGGUGCAAAAUGCCUUGGCUUCUUAAGCAAAAAAAAAACAAAACAAGAAAAACGAUUCAGAGAAG